AUGGAAUUAUGCGCCCAUCAAGUACAAUACAACGGAUUAUGCGCCGUGUGUGGCUCACUACUAGAAACAAACUCGGAUGACCCAUCAGGAGCAGUCAUCGGCAACAGUAACAUUCGUAUGGGAUAUGACACGUUUGGUUUGACAGUGAGCCGCGAAGAGGCAGAAAGACUGGAAGCAGAAAAUGCAAGAAGAUUACUGAAAAUUCGGAAAUUAUCACUCAUACUGGAUCUGGAUCAGACGAUAGUGCAUGCUACUUGGGACAAGCAUGUGGAUGAAUCACAAUACAAGGCUGACGAUAAAGGCAUCCGACGAUUUACAUUGCCUGGCAGUGAUGUUGUAUAUUAUAUCAAGUUGAGACCUGGAUUGGCAGAGUUUUUGAAGCAGGUAGAAGAAAUGUAUGAAUUACAUAUAUAUACCAUGGGAACAAGGGGUUAUGCCGAAGCAGUAGCUAAAGAGAUUGAUCCAAACGGAUCCUUAUUUAAGGAGAGGAUAUUAUCCAGAGAUGAGAGUGGAAGUGUUACGCAGAAAAAACUACAGCGACUAUUUCCUUGUGACACAUCCAUGGUAGUUGUGUUGGAUGAUCGGUCGGAUGUCUGGAGCUUUUCACCCAAUUUAAUACGGAUAAAGCCAUACGAGUUCUUUAGCAAUGUUGGAGAUAUCCAUAGCCAGAAUACCCAGAUUACACAAGCAGUGGCUGAACAAAAUGACGAUCCUUUCUCCAGACAUGACGAUGAUAACGAAUUAGACACAGUUCUUCAAAUUUUGACAACCAUACACACGACCUUUUAUUCCAAGCCUGCAGAUGAUAAAGAAGCCGAUGUUACUCAUAUUAUACCGCACAUGAAAAAACAGGUGUUAAAGGGUGUCAUUAUUACGUUUUCAGAUGUGAUACUGAGUCCUGAUUUGAAAGACCCUACGCUGUCGUGGAUUUGGCAAAUGGCUACUUCGUUUGGAGCUACUUGCUCGCUGGAUCUCACAGGCAAAACAACGCAUCUGAUCGCGAUUUCCACCAGCAAAAACAAAGUACACGCAGCACGAGAAUACGGACAUUGCAAAAUAGUGAAUCCUCUCUGGUUACUGGAUAGCACAGCAAGAUGGAAAGUGCAGCCUGAAGAAGCAUACGAACUCAAGGAAUACCAAAUCCCAUCACCAAAGACGUCUACAGAAGACGAGGAACAGGCGUUGCAGGACGAUCAAGAAGCCCCAGAAGAAGAGUUGAUUGAGAAUAUUAAUUGGGAUGAUGCCAACAGGGAAGUCGAGGACUUUAUCAACGAGAGUGGCAUUGACGAUAUAUGGGGUGACACUGAUUCAGACACCGUGGAGAGCCCAUUACCGACGCCGUCGCAUGGAUGGAAGCGAAAGCGAGACAGUGGCGGAGAGAGUGGCGGAGAUGGCUCUGAUGAUGAAUCGACAACCUCUAGCAUCAGCACUGCAGGUGGACCGAGUAUCUUGGCAGUGAGACGAUUGAAAGCGAAAAGACGAGGCAAAUCACACCUAUCCAAGGUAACAACAGCACCCAGCUCAACAUGUACCAGUGGGAACACAAGCGACAAUGAGGAUAGCUCAUUAGAUGAUUUUGCUGGUAUUCUGGAUAAAGCAUUAGAAUAA
Messenger RNA from Mucor velutinosus, 1608 nucleotides. RefSeq lists its product as uncharacterized. The record is from RefSeq and is a predicted model, not a curated record. Lineage: Eukaryota; Fungi; Mucoromycota; Mucoromycetes; Mucorales; Mucoraceae. Gene Ontology annotation, molecular function: RNA polymerase II CTD heptapeptide repeat phosphatase activity. The coding region runs from base 1 to 1608 and encodes 535 amino acids. Gene Ontology annotation, cellular component: nucleus. The transcript is spliced from 9 exons.